Arachis ipaensis is the source of this 2335-nucleotide messenger RNA. RefSeq names its product cysteine-rich receptor-like protein kinase 25. The record is from RefSeq and is a predicted model, not a curated record. Gene Ontology annotation, cellular component: plasma membrane. Gene Ontology annotation, biological process: protein phosphorylation; defense response to bacterium. NCBI's taxonomy places the organism in Eukaryota, Viridiplantae, Streptophyta, Magnoliopsida, Fabales, Fabaceae. Gene Ontology annotation, molecular function: ATP binding; protein serine/threonine kinase activity.
CAAACAAUAUACAUGUGUAACCGUAUGUGUAACCGUAUCUAUGUUUUCCAUGGACAUGGACAUGAAACAAAGUAGUGUAAAGUCCCUUUCUAAAAGAAAUCAACAAAGGUUGGCUAAGCUAAUAAAGAAUGUGCAUUUGAAGAGCAUGAUCAUCAAAAUAAUAAAGUUUCUGCUGCUACUCUCCAUCACAUGGUUUUGUUCUUCUUCUACAACUACUUCACCAGAUACCAAUUUCCCACAUGUCUGUAACUGCACAAGAAACAGCACCUUUGAGUUAAACAGCACCUACCAUACCAACCUCAAAACUCUUUUUUCUUGGCUUUCUUCCAAUGCCACUAACUCUGCCGGAUCCCACAUCACCAAGGUUUCUUCUGGUAACAGCAGUGUCUAUGGCCUCUUCCAGUGCAAUGCAGAUAUAACUUCAGAGAAAUGCCAAAAGUGCAUCGAUCAGGCAGUGUAUAAUGUAACAUCAGAGUGUGAAACAUCAAAGGAAGCUGUGGUAUUUGUCAGAUUCUGCUUCCUACGUUACUCUUACAGAGAUUUCUUAACCAUAGCAGAAGAAAGCCCUAAAAUCUUCUUGCUGAACCUCAAGGACUACGUUGGCCAACUUGCUACGUUCAACAAUGAAGUGUCGGAGAUGAUGUAUACUCUGAGGCAUAAGGUUGCUGAUAUUCCCAUGGGUUCUAGAAGGUUCGCGUACGGGGAACUCAACAUCACAGCUAAACAAAGCCUUUAUGGCAUGGCAAAGUGCACCCCGGACUUGCCCCCUGAGGAAUGCAGCUCGUGUCUUGUGAACGCCGCGGCCGACAUUCCGACCGGUUGUUGCAAAGGAAAGAUCGGAGGAAGGGUUCUUUUUCCCAGUUGUGGCGUUAGAUUUGAGCUUUAUCGAUUUUAUGAGCCAUCAUCUCAUCUCAAUAUUUUGAGACUUGGAGGAAAUAGGAAAAACAGGUCACACCAGAGACAGAUUAUUAUUUCCAUCAUCUCAACUGUUGUUUCUGUGCUGCUGCUAUGUUUUGGCUGCUCUUUAUGUUUCCUAAGUCGACGACGACAAAGGAAGCUUCUUAGGGGAAUUCUUCUUAGAGAAAGCUUUGGGGAUGAAUCAUUGGCUUCUUUUGAGUCUUUACAAUUUCAGUUGAGUGAAAUUCAAGCUGCUACCAACAACUUCUCCCAAGGAAACAAGAUAGGAAGAGGUGGAUUUGGGGAAGUUUACAAGGGUGUUCUUGAAAAUGGGCAAGAAGUAGCAGCAAAGAGACUCUUGGGAAACUCUUGGCAAGGUGCAGAAGAAUUUAAGAAUGAGGUUCUUGUUAUGGCCAAGCUUCAACAUAAAAAUCUGGUCAGAUUACUGGGGUUUUGUUUGGAAGGACAAGAGAGGAUACUUGUCUAUGAAUAUGUCCCCAACAAGAGCCUUGACUACAUUUUAUUUGAUCCUCAGAGAAGCAGGCCAUUAACUUGGUCUGAACGAUACAACAUUAUUAGAGGAAUUGCGCGAGGGAUUUUAUACCUUCAUGAAGAUUCUCGUUUAACGAUCAUCCAUCGAGAUCUUAAACCAAGUAAUAUUUUAUUAGACGAUAGUAUGAAUCCAAAAAUAUCAGAUUUUGGUAUGGCAAGAAUAGUAAUUACAGAUCAAAUUCAAGUGAAUACUCAUAGGGUUGUUGGCACAUAUGGUUAUAUGUCUCCAGAAUAUGCAAUGGAAGGAAUGUUUUCAAUAAGAUCUGACGUGUAUAGUUUUGGAAUCAUAGUACUUGAGAUUAUUAGUGGAAAAUCGAAAAGUUCUUUUUGUGAAUCACACUUCUCAGAUGACAUCCGACUUUCUGCAUGGGCAAAAUGGAAGGAAGAAAAGCCAUUGGAAUUAUUGGAUACAACUUUAAAAGGAAAUUAUUCUGAAAAUGAAGUGAUGAGAAGUAUACAGAUUGCACUGUUAUGUGUUCAAGAUGAUCCAAAUGAGAGGCCUACAAUGACAGAAAUUGUGUCAUACCUCAAUAGUUCUUCAGGGGAAGUACCUUUGCCUCAAGAACCAAUACUUUCAAAGAGUAAAAAGAUGGAUUAUAUGUCUUACUACCACAAAACGCAUUCCAUAAAUGAUUCUAUCAACGAUUUGUCAGUGAGCACAUUUCUCCCUAGAUAAGCUAAGGAAUGCAUUAUUGGGUGACAUGCACUUCCUUGACAUAUAUAUUAGAAUGCUUUUAUGCUAAAUAAUCUAGCGGGUCAAAAACAAGUGUGUUCGAGACACACAUGCCUACACUUUUAUUUGAAUUUCUCUGAAUUAAACGUAUUGUUUGGACCUCCAUUGAGUUUGAUCCUGUAUUUCUUUCAACUAAUGUAUCUUCUAUUUCGG